AUGUCCCCCUCCGGGUCCAUCAUAGCCGAUGGCCGUCGUGGCAGGACCGUCAUGGCCGAGAUGCCUGUCCGUGUCCAGCGAAGUCACAAAUCCAGACAGAGGUCGCCCCAGGGAAAGGUGGACGAGUUUUGGAGGAAGUUUACCACCACAGCUCCAGGCAAAGCCACCACCCUCCUCCCAAAGAACGAGUACGCUGAGAGGCUAGCCAGGCGCAAUGCUUCAAAGGAGGUGGGCGGCGGCACCGCUGCCCAGGCCUCGUUCGAGGAAGCGGCCGCCCUGUGCCGUGCCAAGGUCGAAAAGAUCGUCGCCGAGUGCCGCCGCGUCAACCAAAAGUACCGUGACCCCCACUUCGACCUCGAGUUCGAUCUCAAGACGGGCCGCCGCGAAUGUCUUGAGUCGCUGAACAACAUCAAGGACGAGUCGUCCGACAGCGACGAGAGCUCUUACCCGCCUCCACCCCGGCCCAGGGGCUCACCCUAUCGCCAGCGAAAGACCCGCGGUGCUACCCAAAGGGCCAGCCGGCCCGAUGCGAGACGGAGGCCGACCGAGCUCCUCGCCGACGGUGUCGGCGGAGCUCCUCAUGCCAGCAACGAUCUUCAUAAUAACGGCAAUGAUGAGCCGCCCCUAUCACCGCAGGGCCGCAUACCCGGCUCCAAGUUCUCGCCCAAGUCGGUCAAGCGUGUCGGCGAGAUCUUCGACGACCCCAAGUUCUACAUCGACGGCCCUACUGCCAACGACGUGCGUCAGGGCCGAGACGGCGACUGCUGGUUGAUGGCGGCUCUGUGCACCCUUAGCAACAAGGCUGGCCUGAUCGAGCGCAUUUGCGUGGCUCACAACCAGGACGUGGGCGUUUACGGCUUCGUCUUCCAUCGCGACGGCGAGUGGUUCAGCGAGAUCAUCGACGACAAGCUAUAUCUGACCAAGCCCGACUACGAUGAAGCCAUGGCCGAGGGCAUCAACAUUGAGCGCCUGCUGUGGGAGGAUCGCGAGCGCCCAGAUUCGGAGGAAAUUUACCGCAAAACGUACCAGUCCAACAGCGGCGCCCUGUACUUUGCCCAGUGCGAGCAUCCCAACGAGACUUGGCUGCCCCUGCUCGAGAAGGCCUACGCCAAAGCCCACGGCGACUACGCGGCCAUCGAGGGCGGGUUCACCGGCGAGGGCAUCGAAGAUCUCACCGGCGGCGUCACCUCUGGUUUGUUUACGACGGACAUUCUCGACAAGGAGUAUUUCUGGAAGGAGGAGUUGAUGAAAGUUAAUCAGCAGUUUCUCUUUGGCUGCUCAACCGGUCUAUGGGGCCGGGGCUGGGGCGACAGAAAAGGCAUCAUGGAGUUGCACGCUUAUUCGGUUAUGAGGGCGGUAGAGAUGGACGGCGAGCGUCUGCUCCUCCUCAAGAACCCCUGGGGCAAGGGCGAAUGGAAGGGUCCCUGGAGCGACGGCUCCAAGGAAUGGACAUCGGAAUGGCUACAAAAGCUCGGCCACCGUUUCGGCGACGACGGAGCCUUUUGGAUAUCGUACAAGGAUCUCCUUCGCAAAUACCAAGCGUUUGACCGCACGCGGCUCUUUGGGCCUGAGUGGAAAAUCACCAGCAUCUGGACGACGCUCAAUGUGCCGUGGACAGUCGAGUACCACGACACCAAGUUCUCCUUCACGUUGAAGCGGACGGGUCCUGUCGUGAUCGCGCUCUCGCAGCUCGACGACCGCUACUUUAGGGGGCUCGAGGGUCAAUACAAGUUCGGGCUCAGUUUCCGAGUGCACAAGGCCGGCGAGGAGGACUAUCUAGUGCGCACGCAGAGCACGUAUCGGAUGACACGGUCGGUCAACGUGGAGCUUGAACUCGAGGCCGGCGAGUAUCACGUUUUGGUCAAGCUCGAUGCGCGCCGUCGCUCCUACAUCAUGCCCGUUGAAGAUGUCGUGCGCGAGAACGCAAAGGAACGCCGCGAAAAGCUGCUCCGGAUUGGACUUGCCUACGACCUCGCCCACUCCAAGUCCAAGCACACCGCUUCGCCCGAGGAGAAGACCGCCUGGGAGGCUUACCGGAAGCACAAACACCAGAAGAGCCGCGAGCGCAUGCGCAAGAACAUCAAGGAGGAGAAGCAGCGCAAGCACUAUGAGAACGUCUUGGUCAUGAGAAAGGAUCGGCGCAGAUUCGAGCGCGACAAGGAGCGCAAGAAGGCCAAGGCUGAGAAGAAGGAGGCGGAAAGGAAAGAAGCAGAGGAGGCUGAGAAGAAGGAAGCCGAGAAGAAGGAAGCAGAACCGAAAGAAGCCGAGCACCAGGAAACCGGCAAGAUGGCCGAGGAACCAGAGCCAGCAGUUCCGGCUGGCUCGACAGAUGAAACGGCAAAGGAAAGCCAGGACGGCGGGACCAAGAUUGAAACUGAUGCUGCUCCAACGGAAAGCCAAACGCAACCCGAUCUCGAGACGUCUACCGAUGGUGGAGACGAUACGCCCUCGGCUUCUACUUCCUUCAAGACAGCCUCCGAGUCUUCUCUGAACGAAGAGAAACUUUCAGUUCCCGAAGAAGUUCAUAAGGAAGAUGAGACCUCCGAGGAACAGAAAACCCCCACAGCUGAGGAUAAGGUUGCCGAGGAGAAGGCUAUCAUUGAGGAUGAAGCACCCAAGGAGACGGCUUCCACGGAGAACAAAGCGGAACCUACCACUGUCGCUGAUAUCACAGAGGCACCGAAGCCGACUUUGCUCGGCGCGGAGGAGGGCAAGGCCGCUGUAGACAAUCCGCCGGCUGGCAAAAAGGAAUCCCAAGGAGGGGGGUCCGGCUCCAAAGAUGCACAAGCUGAGGGCAAAGUCGAAACUGUAAAGCCCAAAGAGGAUCCGGUUGAAUCCGUCAGUCCUGGGAUACGGGCCAAGCUCCAGAAGGCACUUGGCAUGGUUUCCACCUUCCAGGAUGAGCUCAAGGCCAUGCUCGGCGAUGACAUGGGUAACAUGGCAAACCUAGACGACGCGACGGGCACGGAGUCUGAUGGCGAUGAUGAAGCAGAGCAGAUGGGCCAGCAUGCAGGCCGUAGUGGGGAACGCGAGAGGGACCGGAACAGGGACAGGGUACGGGUCCGCGAAAGACCGGGCGUCCCUCCACCACGCAUGUCUUCGCGACAGCGGGGCUUCCACCCGCAACAGCCUCUGCCAGGCCGUUACCCGCCGCCGCCACCUCCCGGCUGGCGGCCUCCGCCUGUCAACAUCCGUGUGAACACAAACCAACCUUACCACCAGCCGCAUCUCGGCCAGUUCCGCGGGCCGCCGCCACGGCCACAACCGCAGCGCGGCGGCUCCGACUCAGAGGGCUACGUCAACGACGUCGAGUCCGCCGCCUAUGAGACACUCGAUUCGGCCGCCAGCGAGUCGGAGCUCUCGGAUCGCGAAGUCGACUACCAUAUUUCGGAAGAGAAGCAACGCAACAUGAUGGACCGUGGCGACCGCGGCGGGCAGCGUGGGCCGCCUGGUGGAGGCUCGUUCGACAACAACAACUCUGACAACGACGAGUUUGUCAGGGACCCAUGGAAUGCUGUCGCCGUCGUGGGAUUGCGGGUGUACUACAAAAUCACGGACGAGGAGAAGGCUAGCGAGGCCGAAAAGGACACGGAGGGGGAUAUCGUCACGCUGAAGGUGGUGAAGCCCAACUAUUGGGACCCGGAGCUGUACAGCAGCGACGAGAACGACAAGAAGAAGCAGGAAGAGGAGAAGAAGGACGGCGAGAACGAGGCCAAGGUGCUGGAUGUGGACGACAGCGCCAAGGACGCCACGGUCGGAGGGGAGAAGAGGAAGGCCGUGGUUGAGGGCAGCGGCGCGGAGGCGAAGGUCUAA
Lasiosphaeria miniovina is the source of this 3813-nucleotide messenger RNA. RefSeq lists its product as uncharacterized. Gene Ontology annotation, biological process: proteolysis. The coding region runs from base 1 to 3813 and encodes 1270 amino acids. The record is from RefSeq and is a predicted model, not a curated record. The transcript has 5 exons. NCBI's taxonomy places the organism in Eukaryota, Fungi, Ascomycota, Sordariomycetes, Sordariales, Lasiosphaeriaceae. Gene Ontology annotation, cellular component: cytoplasm. Gene Ontology annotation, molecular function: calcium-dependent cysteine-type endopeptidase activity.